Messenger RNA from Dreissena polymorpha, 3015 nucleotides. RefSeq names its product probable E3 ubiquitin-protein ligase MID2. The transcript is spliced from 8 exons. The record is from RefSeq and is a predicted model, not a curated record. Gene Ontology annotation, biological process: positive regulation of DNA-templated transcription. Gene Ontology annotation, cellular component: nucleoplasm; chromatin. Lineage: Eukaryota; Metazoa; Mollusca; Bivalvia; Myida; Dreissenidae. Gene Ontology annotation, molecular function: ubiquitin-protein transferase activity; zinc ion binding. The coding region runs from base 193 to 1965 and encodes 590 amino acids.
UUGUGUAGUAGACACUAAUAUGUAUUUUUUUAAUAAAUGUAGCCUACAGGUGUGGUCGAUAAUUACCAUGUUUUGUUUUGAAGCGAGAAAAAAAAGGUGAGAAAAUGACCACGUGUAGAAGUUGUGAAAUCAGUUGAGGAGAAUAGCAGGAAAAAUGUACACACAGAACAGGUAAUCCUGGUAAAGAAAGGAAUGGAAGAUGAGUUGACAUGCCCUGUCUGCCUAGAGCUGUAUGCAGAUCCCCUGUUGCUCCCCUGCUCCCACAGCAUCUGUAAGAAAUGUCUGCACGAGAUCAUCGACAAUCGGUGCAAGAAGGGCAAAGAGGGCUUGGACUGUCCAUCCUGUAGAAAAUCACUGGCCAUCACAAAAUCAAAAGUUUCCAAACUUCCUAGAAAUCUUGCCUUGGAAAACGUCGUCUUUCGCUACCAGGAAAUACAGAGCCAAAAUCUUGCACGGAAUCUGAACAGUUGUGAGUUACCACAGGAUGUGACUUCACCUGUAAGUCUGUGCACCAGUCCAGUGUUUCUGGCUGAGGAGCAGGGCAGUGUGAGGGAGGGUGGGGAGAGCCUGGAGCAUUGUGGCCUGUGUGAGGACCAGUCUGUGAGUCCCGCUGCCUGGUACUGUGAGCAGUGCUGUGUGGCCUACUGUGACCUGUGUCUGGAGACAUUCCACCCGCACAGGGGGUCACUGAUGCUUCAUAAACUCAGGAGACCAGUGAAGGAUGAGUCCACAGAGCGGGGCACACUCUGUGUGGACCAUGAGAAGGAAGUGUGCUCCAUCUACUGUGACCAGUGUCACAUCCUUGUGUGUCACCUCUGUGUCUGUGAAGGCAUUGGCAAACAUUCACAGCACAAGAUCCUCUCUUUGGAUACUGCUCUUGAAAAGACAAAAGUGUUGUUGUCAAGCACUGAGGACAAACUGCACUCUGUGCUGGCCACACUGACAGAGCAGACCAGCAAACUAGAAGAAAAUGUCAAGGAAAUUGAGGGGAUGCACAGCGAGGCAUGUAAGAAGAUAGAUCAGCAGUAUCAGCGCUGUCUGGAUGACAUCACAGCCUGCCUGGCACAACACCGCCAACAGACACUGGACAAACUCUGCACAGCUAAGUCUGUAGUCUUGGAGCAGCAUCAGAACCAUAUUGCUGACCACAGCCGUCAGUUGGAGGAUACUGCGGCCCUGCUGGCUACCUGUGGGUCAAUGCUGGCCACGGACCAGGGUAGGGAGCUGCUCAGUAGAGCUGGGGAACUGCCGGGCAUUGUGGGCAAGCAGGAGUCCACUGCAGACAGACUACAGUCCCUGAAGCAGGCGUACCAGGACCUGCUGUAUGACCGGUCCAUUCAUCAAGACCUCAAGCAGUCCGUGGUAGACUUCCAUACAUCUACACUGGACUGCCUCAAGGCACUGCUAGUGGAUGACGUGAGCGAGUGUCAGAACAUGAUUCCUGUGAUCAAGACGUCUGCAUCGCCAGGCAGUGAUGCAGUGACAACCAGCAGCAAGUGUCUAACCACCUGGGGGUUCAACUCCUCCACAUUUACAGCCGAGCCUCUCACCAGGAGCGCCGUCUGGUCAGUCACCGUGGAGAAAAACACCAGCCAGUUUGGGGAUCACAGGGCAGGGUACAUAUUUGGUGUCGGAAUAUCCUGUGAAAAAGUGCCUGUCAAAGAACAGGUUGGAAUGAACUCUUACUCCAGUGGAAUCAUUUGUUCUUCGGGAAAUAUUAUGUUUUCUCAUAAUGGCAAAAUGGAACAGUUAAUGCCAUUGGAUAACUUGCCCCUCUCUGUCACAGUUCAUUGCAAGGUGAACCAAUCAAAAGGCGUUUUACUGUCAUAUACUAUUACUGAUGCAACUUGGGGCGACUCCUUACAUGGGAAAAAGAUUUUGUGUGAGAAAUUUAUAGGUAAGCCCAUCUUUCCAGUAUUCACUGUUAGCCAGAGGGUUAAAAUGCAGUUUCCAACGUAUGUUUAAACUAUGUUUGGUAAUUUUAGUUAUACAAUACUACUAAAUGUGCAAUGCAAUCGUCAUUGUGUAUCAUUAACUGUAGAUUAUCUUGUUCAACAUUAUACUCAUUAUCUCAUCCAGUCUGAGUUACUAUUGGUACUAUGUACUUGACUCGCUACAGUUUCCAACUUGUGUUAAAGAAUAAUUAUUUAUUAUUUAUCAAAAGAAAUGAUAACACAGCACAAUUUGUUUUAGAUUGCUAAGAUAUUUUAAGCAAUAUCAUGAAAAGCAGUAUUGCUGAAAAUAAGACAUGGCCUUGUGUUGAUCCUUACCCAUAAUCAACAUAGUCAAUAAAAUAGUCUUUGAGAUGAUACAUGUAAAUUGAUCACAGAGGCCCAGCGUUAGAAGACUAAUACAAUCUCACGAGGGCUAUCAAAUAAAUUAAUUCAACUUCACAUUCCGAUAUUGCUGACAUAGAAUGGUCAAAAAAAGGUUUGUGUUUCAAUAAAUGGUUUGCAGAUGAAAGUCUGCAUAUUUAUAUGUACAUGUAUUUUGCAUUCUGUUUCCACUGACUGAACUGGCAUCGAUUUCUACAUGUUUUACUGUGCAUUUCAAUGGCCACCAACAAAAUGAUGGAUUUUGUUAUUUUAUAGCAAUUUUAGGAAACACUUAUGAUACUACAGAUAAUUAUUGUAUAUGUGCUGCAUUUUUUUAUAAAUCAUUUUCAUUAUAUAAACGUAUACUUGUAUUAAAUUAACAAGGCACAUAACACAUUUUUUUUGCCAUUUGACCCAUUAUGUAUGCAGAUUUGCCAAUAUCAUUUAUUGAUGUGUAAGCAUUACGUUAUUUGUUGUAAUACAUGUAUGUAUUAAGUUUUAACACUGUACUUUCAAUGUAAUUCUUAUAUCUGCUUCAUGUGUUUCUUGUAAAACAUGUUCGUUUUGAUACACACACAGACUACAUACACAAAUACGAGCCCUUCUGUUAUAUAAAAAUCUGGAUUAGUUAAGUGAGCAUUCAUUAGGGCUGGCCAUAUGACUACAUUGUUGUCAGUCUCAAUUGACAAAAGUGCUGGUU